UCCUCCUUCAUGGACCUCACCCUUUUUUUUUGACCAAUUUUCUCAAGUCUCAACUUGACACUUAAAGUGUACGGUACUACCGGCCAUUGUUGCGAAAUAUAAUAAAUAGGAAAUGUAUGCUGGACGGCACCGUUAAACUGCUGCCAUAAGCAAGAAGAUAAACAUUAGCUUUAGUAAAGUUAAGCUAGCAUGGACAACGACAACCUGGAGAUGGAGUGUCUGUCUGACGCCGAGGAGCCGGAGGGAGAAGCUGCCUUGGACAUGAUAGAAGAAGAAGUCGUUUACUUUGAGGAGUUUCUACCAACGUAUCACAGUAUUAGAGAAGGAGCAACAGUAGCUAAAGCACAGCUGGCCGAGUUCAACGACAAGCCCGAUUCGUUGUUCUUCAAUGACGGCGUCCGACGCAUCGACUUCAUCCUGGUCUACGACGAUGAGAACAAGAAGGACUUUGACAAGAGGCACACGUUUGCACGCCGCAAGAGACGGCGGGAAUACUUUGAGGCCAGCUUGAUGAAAAUGGGAAUGGAGUUGGAGGCAACACCAUCUGUGGUGAACGACAGCCUGGUCUUCGUCAAGGUGCACAUGCCGUGGGACACGCUCUGCACCUACGCUGAGGUGCUGCAUAUCCAGCUCCCCAUUCAGCCCAACGAUCUGUCCUCUUACCGAUCGCCAUGGCGAUGUCUGUCCUUCAUCACCAAGUAUUUCUACCCCGACAAGAAGGUCAUCACCACGGAGGCCGAGUUCUUCACUGCCCCCUUUGAGAAAGACCGCCUGGAGUACUUCUACAUAAAGGACAAGGACGUCUUCUUCUCUUCAUCCAUGAGGAGCCGGAUGGCGUAUUACAUACUGAGCCGAGCCCCCUAUGAGAUACGAGGGAGCGUAAAGAAGUUUGGCAUCAGAAAACUGUUGGACAGCGACGUGUACAAAGCUGCCUACCCGCUCCAUGAUUGCAGGUUCAACGUCAAGUCCCAAGAAGAUGGCUGCCCUAACGAUAGAUUCCGGCUAUACAGAGAAUGGGCUCAUCCUAGAAGCUUCUAUAAGAUGCAGCCUCUCAAUCUCAUAAGGAAGUAUUACGGUGAGAAGAUCGGCAUUUACUUUGCUUGGUUGGGCUUCUACACCAUCAUGCUGGCUCUGGCUGCUGUUGUAGGGCUGGCUUGCUUCAUAUAUGGAUACAAAACACAGGAAACCAGCACUUGGAGCAAAGAGGUGUGUGACCCGGAAAUCGGAGGCCAAAUAGUCAUGUGCCCGCAGUGCGACCAGGAGUGCAAAUACUGGCGUUUAAACAGCACCUGUGAAGCAUCAAAGAAACUGUGCAUAUUUGACAACUUUGGCACUCUGGUUUUUGCAGUUUUCAUGUCAAUCUGGGUAACACUAUUCCUGGAAUUUUGGAAGCGCUACCAGGCUGAGCUGGAGUACCAGUGGGACACUGUGGAGUUCCUGGAGCAGCAGGAGACAGCCCGACCUGAAUAUGAAGCCAAGUGUAUCUACGAGAGGAAAAACCCGGUCACGGGGGUGAAAGAAAAAGUGCCUUACACAACCUGCGGACGAUGCGUUCGGGUGUCAAUAGGAAUAGGGACCGUGUUAUUCUGGAUCUUGCUGAUUGUGGCCUCCAUCGUGGCCAUCACCGUGUACCGCUUGGCCGCCUUCUUUGCCUUCUCGGCCAGGCUGAGAGCUCAGGACCUGAAGGAGCUGGAGCCUCUCAAGGAGUAUGUGACGCCGCAGAUGGCCACCUCGGUUACGGCCUCCCUCAUCAGCUUCGUGGUCAUCAUGAUCCUCAACAUGCUUUACGAGAGGGUGGCCAUCUGGAUCACCAACUUUGAGCUGCCAAGGACCAAGACGGACUACGAGAACAGUCUGACCCUCAAGAUGUUCCUUUUUCAGUUUGUCAACUAUUACUCUUCUUGUUUCUACAUCGCCUUCGCCAAAGGGAAAGUGGUCGGCUAUCCAGGACAACCCGUUUACCUCUUGGGAAAAUACCGCAACGAGGAGUGUGAUCCUGGUGGUUGUUUGAUUGAACUGACCACGCAACUGUCCAUCAUCAUGGGCGGAAAAGCCAUCUGGAACAACAUCCAAGAAGUUCUCUUACCGUGGGUGAAAAACUUGAUUUUACGCUAUUGCAGGGGCACAGCGUCACAGAAAGUGAUUCCUCGUUGGGAGCAAGACUACCAACUGCAACCCAUGUCCAAUCUGGGACUCUUCUAUGAAUAUCUGGAAAUGGUCAUCCAGUUUGGCUUCGUCACCCUCUUUGUGGCCUCCUUCCCUCUGGCUCCGGUCCUGGCGCUCGUCAACAACCUGUUUGAAAUCCGUGUGGACGCCUGGAAAAUCACCACGCAGUUCCGCCGUAUCGUUCCCGAGAAGGCUCAAGACAUCGGUGCCUGGCAGCCCAUCCUUCAAGGCGUCGCCAUUUUGGCCGUCGCCACCAACGCCAUGAUCAUCGCCUUUACCUCGGAUAUGAUCCCACGCUUGGUGUACUACUGGUCCUUCUCCGUGUAUCCCUAUGGAGAGUACCCUUCUCACACCAUGCAGGGCUACAUCCACAGUUCCUUGUCCGUUUUCAACGUCAGCCAUUUUUCCAACUACAGCAGGCCGCUAAGCACGCCAUACAACAUCACCACCUGCAGGUAUCGAGAUUUUCGAUACCCCCCAGGGCACCCUAAGGAGUACGAGCACAAUAUCUACUACUGGCAUGUGAUCGCUGCCAAAAUGGCGUUCAUCAUUGUUGUGGAGCACAUUGUUUACCUGACCAAGUUUAUCCUGUCCUACGUCAUCCCUGACAUCCCGUACGCUGUCAGAGAGCAAAUCAAACGAGAGAAGUACUUGACCCAGGUCAUCCUCCACGAAACCAACCUCAAGCUGGUCACCAAACGCCUGAAGCGGCCGAAGCUUUCAACGGAGGACACUGAGCUUGAUUUCGAUUUGUAGAAAACACACAAACAGAAUCAGAAUUAGAUGGACAAUAAGGAGACACAUUGAUUAUAUGCAGCAAUGUUCUGCUGACUGUGCAGAAGCUGUCAGAACAAUCACAAGUUACAGUCAGCAUACAUCAUGAAGUUAGAAUCAGAGUUACUGGUGAAAUGCUGACAUUCUUCAGUAUUAUUUAAUGCACACAAUGCAAACAUUGAGAUUUUAAAAGACAAGCUAAGAAUAUUGUGCCUAAUAUUUUAAGGUUAGACCCUAGUGUAUUAUAUCUGUUUACAGCUACAUAGUUCAUGUUCAUUCAGCUACUAAGCCAAACUUUCUCUUGUCUGUGUGACUCUUUUUUUCUACAAUUAAUCGUCCUGGUCUUUGUUUAUAUGAUCAGUUAAAACUACUCAUUUAUCAGACUGCACUUUUUUUAUGAGCAGGGCGCAGAAUGUGCACUGCACUGCACAUUACUUUGACUGCAUGUUGGAUGUUGUGUGUAUAUAUAUGUUGAAAUCACACCUCUGCUGUAUUAUUACCACUAUAAACAGCAUCCGUCUACUUUUAUACAGACAAAUUAAAACA
This is a messenger RNA of Entelurus aequoreus (snake pipefish), 3486 nucleotides long. RefSeq names its product anoctamin 6 (gene ano6). Gene Ontology annotation, molecular function: chloride channel activity; protein dimerization activity. Lineage: Eukaryota; Metazoa; Chordata; Actinopteri; Syngnathiformes; Syngnathidae. The record is from RefSeq and is a predicted model, not a curated record. The coding region runs from base 190 to 2922 and encodes 910 amino acids. Gene Ontology annotation, cellular component: plasma membrane. Gene Ontology annotation, biological process: calcium activated phosphatidylserine scrambling; chloride transmembrane transport; calcium activated phosphatidylcholine scrambling. The transcript is spliced from 20 exons.